AUGGCGACAACAGAAGCAAAAAAGCAGCCGCUGCUCCUUAUCACCUACCCGCGAUCGGCCUCAAAUCUCUUGGUGAAGAUUGUCAAUCUGCCCGAGCAGCAGCAGGCUGUCUCGAGAGAGAGCGGGGGAUACUUUUUCUUUCCUGCGGCCGCGAGCAUGAAUCGCGCUGGUUUUCUGUACCAGCCAGGGGCAGAAUGGAAGGAGAGCGAGACCGAGGAGCUGCGGAAAGAGUAUCAAGCCUGCUGCGAUGAGCUUCAGAAACUGCUCGACGAGGCUCGGCAGCAAGACAAGAUGGCCGUGACAAAGGAGCAUGCGCCUUUCCUCAUGUCCCCCAUCGCUGUGUCGGAGUUUCUCCAUGGUUCGCAGACCGGCGUCGCGCCAUGGAAGGUAGAUGUAUCGGAGAGAUACCGCGACACCAAGUGUCCGCCCGGCUUGCAACCCAAUCCUUCUGUUCUCCCGGAUGAGUUCUUGCUGCAGUGUCAACCUGCUUUCCUGAUCCGACAUCCUGCCCUGGCAUUUCCUUCGUACUACCGCCUUGUCCUGUCUUUCUGUGACGGCGACAUGGCCAAAGUGGAGGCCGAAAUGGUGCCCUAUAUUGCCAUUGCCUGCACGCUCCGGUGGACGAGGCAGCUCUAUGACUGGUAUGCAGACGCAUGGGCAGCGCUGCGGCUUGAAAUCAAGAAUCUUGUCAUCCUGGAAGCUGAUGACAUGCUUCAAAAUCCUGCGGUGAUCUUGCGCUUCUGCGAGCUCGUCGGCCUUGAUCGGGAAAAAGUGCAGUUCCAUUGGGAUCCUUUGACCAAGGAAGAGCAAAGCGCGAACCCUGAUCGAAGGCUGGGUCCGAGCCGCCAUGCCUGA
Messenger RNA from Akanthomyces muscarius, 855 nucleotides. RefSeq lists its product as uncharacterized. Lineage: Eukaryota; Fungi; Ascomycota; Sordariomycetes; Hypocreales; Cordycipitaceae. The coding region runs from base 1 to 855 and encodes 284 amino acids. The record is from RefSeq and is a predicted model, not a curated record. The transcript is spliced from 2 exons.